AUGCGAGGCACACAACUAUUCAAUGCAACAGUUGUCGCUUGGCUGCUGGCUCUGUUUGUGACCAUCAUCAUUCUUCUUUCUAUGGCUCUAUAUGCCAUAAAAAGGAAUAAACUUAACAAUAUCCUGAAAUGGAGAUACAUUGUCGGCCAUCCUGGAAGCAGCCCGACUCCAAUGUCAUUGAUCAACCCUUCGUAUCAGUCAACACCCAGAGGUGUUGCAACACCUGAGAACUCUGACUAUCAGGAGUUACAGCCCUUGACAAGUGCAGACGUCGAGGACGAUUACAGCACAGCGAGACAUUCAGGAUUUGCCUUCACCCACCAAUCUGCAUCCGCUCACCUGAUCUCACCCAGAGAGUCAUGUCAUGAUGGUGACCUUGGUCCUCCUGCGUGUCACGUAACGGACAAGUCAAACCUAGUAGCUAUGUGGUCAACAGAGGUGAUGGUGCAAGGCCUGCGACUCUACGUUGAACAGAUGAAGAGAAGGGGUGGUUUCACAGAGCAGUGUUAUGAACUUCCGUGUGGCAAACUUGGGCCGUGUGACGAAGCCGAAUUGCCAGAAAAUGUUUGCAAAAACAGAUAUAGAAACAUACUGCCAUAUGAUCAUUGCAGAGUCAAACUUUCCCCUAUCCCCAACAUCCGUAGAUCCGACUACAUCAACGCUAGCUACAUAAAUGGAUACGGGGAGAAACACACAUUUGUAGCCACACAAGGACCUUAUGGAGACGUUAUUCGAGACUUCUGGAGGAUGAUAUGGGAAAUAGAUGCCAGCAAAAUAAUCAUGUUAACAAACUGUGUAGAAAACAGAAAGGCAAAGUGUGAGAAGUACUGGCCGGACUUCGGCCAGCCAGGCUCUGACUAUAACGAUGUCCAUGUCCAGUGUGUGGCCGAGGAGGAGCUGAUGGACUACACGGUCAGGACGUUCUCUGUACACAGGGAGGCGGAGUUACCUCGGAGACUGAAGCAGUACCACUUCACAGCGUGGCCAGACAGAGGAGUGCCAGAAGAUGUCGGGACGCUGGUGGACUUCCACAGACUGGUCAAGAACGCCCCGUCAACUGGGAAAGGCCCAGUGGUUGUCCAUUGCAGUGCUGGUGUCGGUCGGACUGGGACCUGGAUCGCUCUGGACUAUUUGAUCCAACAAGCUAAGGCGGAAGGUGUGGUGGAUGUCUUUGAGUGCAUUGUCAGGCUCCGGCAUCAGCGCAUGGAUCUCAUUCAGACCGAGGAGCAGUACCUAUUUCUCCAUGAGGCCCUAAUGGAGGCUCUCCCGUCUUGUGACAGAAUGAGGCCCAGUCUCGUCCACAACGGUACUGGUGAUUACGAAAACGUGGAGGCUCAGUUGACCUUGAACCAGUGAACAUUUCAAGAACCGUGUCAGGACUGUCAGCACCUGAAGACAAAGUUCCGUGUGUCAGCACAAUCGCAUCAAGACAUAGUUCCAUCAACAUCGAAGUUCUUCAUUA
Molecule: messenger RNA, 1462 nt
Organism: Haliotis rubra (blacklip abalone)
Lineage: Eukaryota; Metazoa; Mollusca; Gastropoda; Lepetellida; Haliotidae
Product: receptor-type tyrosine-protein phosphatase T-like
Exons: 13
Coding region: 1-1356 (451 amino acids)
Biological process (GO): protein dephosphorylation
Molecular function (GO): protein tyrosine phosphatase activity
Source: RefSeq, a predicted model, not a curated record